GCAGCGUGAAACGGCCUCGCACCAGGCCACCGGGUGACCACCAUCAGAUGCUGGACGUAGGCUGAUCUCGCGCCGAAAAAACGAUCACCGGGCCACAGAGCCGGCGAUCAGCGACCUGGCUAGACGGGGGGGACUCGACGGGAGACCUCGUGGGAACGUCGGCGGUCCGUUUAGGACCACGCCUGAGGAUCCAGUGUCCUCAGGCAAGAAGAGGUUGCUUACCUUUCUUCGAUUGGCACGUCGCUGGAUCAUUCACAUUUUGAUUUUCGCCCUAAUUAACAACAGUUCCUGAACGAAUCUAAUCAGCGAGAAAAAGAGAGAAAGAGAGAGAAGAAAAAGAUAGUCACUCUCGGCAUAAUUACGUAAUUUACAUUAUUUGUGUCCUAAAAUACAACCGCCGCCGCCGCCGUCGUCGUCGUCGUUGUUGGCGACGCGAGUCUUAUCAUUCUCAAAAGAGAAUGGCUGUAUAUUCGCGGCAGCGAGUAUCACGCAGCCUUCAGUAGGAUGAUGAUAGAGGGCCAGGUGCAUCAACAUCCGGUACGAGUGCCGCCCGACAAGUCGCAGCCGCUCCAGAAUGCCAAUACCAUCAAGUUCGAAAAUGAGCAAUGUAAGGAGCCCCUGCUUUUGGAGAAGCAGACCUCCCACAGGAUGACACCAACCGAUGGCCGCUCGCGGACCACCUCCGAGUCAAAGGAUACCACAACCACCGCCACCACUACCGCUAGCACCGCAACAACCACCAAUGGACAAGCAGCAGCCACGAAUACCACCGGUGGACACGCCACCGAUGACUGCCUUGAGGUAACUAUCUUUGACGAAGGCAUCGACGGCGGCCGAUUGCCGGACGUCGUCGCCGAGAGCAAGAUCUACGGUGUGACCGAAGAGGAUGAGCCGCUCGAGUCGUACUUGGCGAUUACCAUCCAGGUCUUUAUACCCUUCCUAAUCGCCGGCCUGGGCAUGGUGGGCGCCGGAUUAGUCCUCGAUCUCGUCCAACACUGGGUAGUCUUUGAGAAAGUAAAUGAGCUCAUGAUUCUGGUACCUGCACUUCUAGGAUUGAAAGGUAAUUUAGAAAUGACUUUGGCGUCGCGUCUUUCUACUCAAGCGAAUCUCGGACAUAUGGAUAUGCCAAAGGAGCAAUGGCAUAUGAUCAUAGGGAAUCUCGUUUUAAUACAAUGUCAAGCGAUAGUGGUGGGAUUCCUGGGUUCUGUGGUGGCUAUCGUGAUGGGUGCCUUCCGUAAUGGCACGGUUUCCCUGGACCAUGCUUAUCUACUAUGCGCCAGUAGUCUGGUCACUGCAUCCCUCGCUUCCUUCGUUCUGGGCCUUAUUACCGCAGGCGUCAUCGUCUUUUCCCGUCAUUGCCAUAUCAAUCCGGACAACGUGGCCACGCCGAUAGCCGCCAGUCUCGGCGACAUCACAUCGUUGGCUCUCCUCUCAUGGAUCGCCACCAUACUCUAUGAAUGCAUAGACAAGCAGGACUGGGUGGCACCUCUCGUCAUAGCCUGUUACGUCCUCGUGACGCCGCUCUGGGUAUGGAUCGCCAAGAAAAAUAAAUAUACCAACGAUGUGCUCUACUUCGGCUGGACACCGGUCAUGGUGGCCAUGUUAAUCAGCAGCUGCGGUGGUCUUAUAUUGGAAUUUAUGGUGUCGCGCUUCGAGAACCUGACAGUGUUCCAGCCGGUUAUCAAUGGCGUCGGCGGAAACCUGGUGGCCGUUCAAGCCAGUAGAAUAUCAACGGCGCUUCACAAACAAGCCGAACUCGGCACACUUCUAAUCCCACCGGGUUACACGCAUCCCGUCAUCUUCAUCACCCCAAUUGCCAAUUUUUUCGGGAAAGGUAUGCACGCUAGAACCACGAGAGUCCUGAUGACAAUGGUGAUACCGGGCCACGUCAUUUUCAUUUACCUGAUCAAUUAUAUGAAGGACGGUAACACAUCGAUGACUCCGCUCUUCGUCUUCGUUUACCUCUGCGCAGCGAUGCUGCAGGUCGCAGCUCUCCUCUACAUCGCCUAUAUAAUGAUCCAUUGGAUGUGGAAGCGAAAGAUCGAUCCCGACAACUCGGCGAUUCCAUAUCUGACCGCGAUGGGUGAUUUGCUCGGGAUCAGCCUGCUGGCGAUUGCCUUCCAAUUUCUGUACCUGGUCGGAGAUCAAGAUUUCGACGCGCCCUGACCGUAGAAGUCGCAAAUUAUAGCGUUCUCCGGCAGGCGGGACGCACAAGUUAGAACUGUCGGACCGAAAGGGCAUUCCUACGAGGCUGUGGUCGUUUGAAAGUAUAUUCCACCAAAUCUAAUCAUCGAUCUGCCAGUCCGCCGACGAGUCCCAUGGACGGACGGUCGCAAUGGUAUUACUUGGCAAAGUAUUAAUAAUUUCACCACUUAUAUCCUGCGUUCGCCAAGAAUUAAUUAAAGAGUAGGUAUCUUGGGACUGGUUGUUUGCAUUUCGUGAAAACCGGUCAAAUGAUUUUCAUUAUCGAUGCGAAUGUCUCAAUACUUAAUAA
Trachymyrmex cornetzi is the source of this 2494-nucleotide messenger RNA. RefSeq names its product solute carrier family 41 member 1. The coding region runs from base 505 to 2166 and encodes 553 amino acids. Gene Ontology annotation, molecular function: monoatomic cation transmembrane transporter activity. The transcript is spliced from 8 exons. The record is from RefSeq and is a predicted model, not a curated record. Gene Ontology annotation, cellular component: plasma membrane. NCBI's taxonomy places the organism in Eukaryota, Metazoa, Arthropoda, Insecta, Hymenoptera, Formicidae. Gene Ontology annotation, biological process: monoatomic cation transport.